CCAGCGCAGAGCUGAGCAGAGCUGACAAUGGCUGUUGACUUUGCCCAGGUCCUGGCAGAGAUCGGGGGCUUUGGCACCUUCCAGAUCCGGCUGCUGGUCCUCAUGUGCAUCCCCAACUUCUUGUCGGCCUACUACAUGUUUGCCCAGGUCUUCAUGGUUUUGGAAGAGCCUCACCACUGUGCCCUUGCUAGCUGGGUCCAGAACAGCUUUCCCAACCUGACUGCCGAGGAGAAGCUGAAUCUCACUGUGCCUAGGACUGAGACUGGGGAAUUGGAGUCCUGCCUCAUGUACGUGCCACCCCCCGCAGACUGGAGCCUCGAGGACAUCCUGCGCUACGGCCUCAAUGACACACAGCCUUGCCAAGAGGGCUGGCAGUACCCGGAGAAGAACCCACCCUCUCUGGAGAAUGAGUUUGACCUGGUCUGUGAGUGGAGGCAUGAAAAAGAGACCUCCCAGUCUGUGUACAUGGCUGGACUUCUGGUUGGAGCAGCCAUCUUUGGACCUCUCUGUGACAGGAUUGGCCGAAGGCCCACCAUCCUUAUCUUGCUGGUCCUACAUGCUGUGUUUGGCAUUGGGACAGCCUUCGUCCCCGACUUCUACGUCUACAUGGCUUUCCGGUUUGCUGUAGCCACAGCAGUGGCUGGCUAUGCCAUCAGCAAUGUCACUUUGACCACAGAGUGGGUCUCUGCCUCCAAACGGACGAUGGCCGUGGUCAUCUCCCAGUGCAGCUUCUCAGUGGGGCAGAUAGUGCUGGCUGGCCUGGCCUAUGGAAUUCGGAACUGGAGGUUGUUCCAGAUCGCAGGCACUUCCCCUAUCUUACUGCUGUUCUUCUAUUGGUGGGUGCUUCCUGAAUCUCCAAGGUGGCUGCUGACCCAAGGGAAAGUAGAGGAGGCCAAGGAAUUGGUCCAGAAAGCAGCCUUGAUAAACAAGCGCAGUGUGUCUCCGGAGACCCUCAGCCAGCUAGCUCCAGAGAAGGCAGCACCCAAGGGAAAUGCCCUGGACAUGUUCCGGCACCCUUGGCUCCGGAAGGUGACACUCAUUCUCUUCUGUGUCUGGUUUGUGGACAGCCUUGGCUACUAUGGCCUUGGCUUCAACGUGGGGGGCUUCGGCCUGGACAUCUACCUGACGCAGAUGAUCUUCGGGCUUGUGGAGGUACCUGCUCGCUCGUCUGUCAGCUUCAUGGUGCAAAAAUUUGGCAGGAGGAAGAGCCAGAUGGGAACACUGAUCACAGGCGGCCUCAUGUCCCUCGCCAUCAUCUUCGUCCCCUCAAGUUAUCCCACAGUCAGCACGGUGCUGGCCGUGGUGGGGAAGUUUGCCACGGCUGCCGCCUUCACCACCUCCUACAUAUACUCAGCAGAGCUUUUCCCCACCAUCAUCAGGCAGACAGGCAUGGGGCUGGUGGCCACGUUCUCUCGGCUUGGAGGCAUCCUCACACCCUUGGUGACCCUCCUGGAUGACUAUCAUCAUGCCAUCCCCUUGGCCAUCUAUGGAUCCUUACCAGUCCUGGUUGGGGUUCUCUGUGUCAUGCUUCCUGAAACUAAAGGAAAGCCCUUAAAGGAUGCAAUAGAUGACCUGGAGCCAAAAGCCCCCAAAGGAGCCCAGAAUUCAGAACCUGAUCCCGCUGAGAAAGGAGAGAUGUCAGCCCAGGAGAAUGGCACUGUGGGCUCUCCCAACACCACCCACUUCUGAGGAGCUGUGGGGCCCUGAUGGCCAGCAGAAACGCCACUGUCCUCCAUCUGUCAGAUCCCGGCAGGGCUGGACCCCAAAUGGGAAGUGCCAAACACUUUCUCACUGAAAGAGAUGUCAUCUCAAGCCUGGCUUCUGCAGCAUCCAACAGCCAGGGGUUCCUUGCCCUCUCCUCCCUCCGAUAUGGGAGCAGAAAUCCCCUGCCUCCUUAGACUUCAAUCUGCUUUCCCUCUGCAUUGGCCAUCUUCCAUGCCCAGUUUGCCAUCAAUCUUGACCUUCUCUCAGGGUCCCUUGCUUCCUUACAGGAACAGAUUUAAGUUGAGUCCAGGAAGGACUCACAGCAAGAGCCUUUUCUCAUCUCCCCAGUGCUUUGGGUCCUACUUCUGUGUUAGGCCCCUCCUCCAAAGAAAAUGGAAACUCCUGAAGGGCAGGGACUCUUGUUUUUGUACCAUUAGAGUCUAGCACAACACCUUGAACAUAGUAAGUGCUUAAAUUUUUGUUGAAUUUAUUUGACUUCUACCAGAAGUUAUUUAAUAACAGCACAAAGUCCUUCUCCAUCCCCAGCCAAGCCUGAAGGCUUUAACUUUGCACAC
Molecule: messenger RNA, 2279 nt
Organism: Dromiciops gliroides (monito del monte)
Lineage: Eukaryota; Metazoa; Chordata; Mammalia; Microbiotheria; Microbiotheriidae
Product: solute carrier family 22 member 13-like
Exons: 10
Coding region: 28-1689 (553 amino acids)
Biological process (GO): transmembrane transport
Cellular component (GO): membrane
Molecular function (GO): transmembrane transporter activity
Source: RefSeq, a predicted model, not a curated record